Messenger RNA from Paramacrobiotus metropolitanus, 1264 nucleotides. RefSeq names its product kelch-like ECH-associated protein 1. Gene Ontology annotation, cellular component: cytoplasm; nucleus. Gene Ontology annotation, molecular function: ubiquitin protein ligase binding. Gene Ontology annotation, biological process: regulation of proteolysis; proteasome-mediated ubiquitin-dependent protein catabolic process. Lineage: Eukaryota; Metazoa; Tardigrada; Eutardigrada; Parachela; Macrobiotidae. The coding region runs from base 109 to 1041 and encodes 310 amino acids. The record is from RefSeq and is a predicted model, not a curated record. The transcript has 3 exons.
UACAUAUACCAGUAUUUGCUGCGAUUAUGUCUCUUGGCGCUUCGGGGACUGCAUCAUUCGUGUUUGUGGACAAGUGACAACAACAACAUUUCGAGUCGACACCACAACAUGGCAUCCCCAGCUUUCCCCUUCAACCGAAACCAGACAUUGAAUCUACUGUACAAACUGCCUACGGAGCAGUUUGUUUUGGGGAACAUUACGAAGGGCGAAACGUGCUACACUACAGACAUUAAUGUGGACGGCGGUCCCAACUAUCCUCAGAUUCCGUCAUCUGUCUGGACAGUGAACCUGUGCAUCGGAUACAACCCUGUGGAUACGCUUUGGACCGCGUCGCAUGUCUGGCCCAAGGAGCCUUCGGACAAGCUGACAUCGGACUGCGCGCUGACAGUGGAGUGCCGAGUUCGGCCGGACGCUGAGGGUUCUUGCGAUAAUACCGUACAGAUCGAUCCAACCGGGUGGAAGUCCAUCCGCUCGGACGAUCUCACCAAAAUUGUGCGCUUUGGGGAUACUCACUGCAGUUUAGCGAAGGACUGCUUCGUGUACGUGCAGUUGACAUUCCGCAUUGAUCAGCAGUCCAAGAAUUCAAUCGGUCGGGCUGACCUGCAGCGCUUACUGGAAUCACAAACGCUAUCCGAUUGUACGCUGGUCUGUGCUGGCCAGCAGUUCGCCGUGCAUCGCGCCCUUCUGGCUGGUCAGUCACCGGUCUUUGCGGCUAUGUUCCAGAGCGACAUGCAGGAGAAAUCCACGGGAAUCUGCAAAAUCAACGACAUCAGUCCGGAUGCGCUGAAGACGGUGAUCCAGUUUGUGUACACUCGAGCGGAUGUGACAGCGGGCGGCAGUCUGAUGGAGCUGUGGAUGGCGGCUGACAAAUACGACAUGGCUGAUCUGCGCGCGGAAUGUUUGCGUGCGAUGUUGGUCGCAGCGAGUGAGGCGACGGUGGAGCAAGCGUUGUCCUAUUUCGACUUUGCGCGGGAGCACAAUCUUACCAAGCUGCGAACCGCAGCGGUGCGGGUGGUCAGCAUGGACACCGGCACUUCCUGAAUCAUCUGCUACUGAACACAGUCGCAGUAUCGCCUGUUUGUAUUGAUUGUUACAUGUUUUACCAAUUUUAUGAUUAUGUAAAAGUUACAGUAUGCAUUUCAUUUAUUUUUGUGGGAACACAGGCUUAUGGUUCUUUCGUUUCGCAGUCUGGAAUAGAAUUGAAUUACGUUUUUUUAUUGCAUCAUAAAUCGGUCUCACUUUGUUGUCAUGUGUACAAUCUGCG